Messenger RNA from Mycena citricolor, 1235 nucleotides. NCBI's taxonomy places the organism in Eukaryota, Fungi, Basidiomycota, Agaricomycetes, Agaricales, Mycenaceae. The record is from the annotation of a GenBank genome assembly.
CUUCAUUUCUCCAUGGCCCGGCCCCCACAUCUUCUCACUCUCGCGGACCUGACCGCUCCGCAAAUCCAACGUCUCAUCAAGCACUCUGCGUCGUUGAAGGCCAACUCCCUUGCAUGGCUUCGCCCGCAGGGCUCCUUGUCCUACAAGCAGGCUAACGACCUGCGCAUGCCAUCUCAAUCGCUAUUCAGCAAAACCGUAGCCAUGUUGUUCUCCAAACGGAGUACCCGUACUCGUGUCGCGGCUGAAACGAGCGCGUUCAUGCUUGGGGGUCGUGCGCUGUUUCUAAGCCGCGACGACAUCCAACUCGGUGUGAACGAGAGUGUGCGUGACUCGGCGCGUGUUAUUGGGGGGAUGUGCCAGGGCAUAUUCGCUCGCGUCGGUGACCAUUCAGAGAUCGAGGAAUUGGCUGCCCACUCUCCCGUUCCUGUCGUGAACGCGCUCUCAUCCCUCUGGCAUCCGACACAAAUUCUCGCCGACCUUCUCACUCUACAUGAACACGCUUACCUGUUCAAGCCGGAUUCGCAGGAGGACGCCACCACACCGCGGGGCAACGGCAAGCACCUUCGUCGUGGCACAGACCUUUCCGAGCUCCCACCACUCACGAUCGCCUACGUGGGCGACUCUGCGAAUGUGUUGCACGACAUGCUCGUGACGUUCCCCCGACUGGGCCACAAAAUGCGCGUUGCGACCCCUGCUGACCCGAAAUAUCGUGCCCCUGCUGCGGUGUGGGACCGGGUGCGUGAGCUCGGGUGCGACGAGCACAUCUGGUGGGGAGAGGACCCCAAGGAAGCCGUCCGUGGUGCCGAUGUGGUCAUCACAGACACAUGGAUUUCAAUGGGACAGGAGGCCGAGGCCGAGCAGAGGUACAAAGACUUUGCUGGAUACCAGGUGACGGAGGAGCUUUGCCGAGAAGGAGGCGCCAAUCCCAACUGGAAAUUCAUGCAUUGCUUACCCCGGAAAAAGAAUGAGGUCGACGAUGAGGUGUUCUAUGGCCCUCGUUCGCUCGUGUUCCCUGAAGCGGAUAACCGCAAGUGGACGAUCAUGGCGGUCUUCGAUCUUGCUAUCGGCAAGUGGGAUCUAGAUGGCGAGGGAACUCACAAAUAUAAAAAGCCGGAACAACCGCAGUGAGGCAGAGCUACGAUAAUACCUACCAGCUCCUCACAUCCAAGCUAUCAGUAGCUUACAUAGUGAAUGCGAGAUUGAUAAACUCAACUAUGACCGCCAUUUGACUUCUA